Achroia grisella is the source of this 6810-nucleotide messenger RNA. RefSeq lists its product as uncharacterized. Bases 215 to 1636 code for a protein of 473 amino acids. Gene Ontology annotation, molecular function: GTPase activator activity. The transcript is spliced from 11 exons. Lineage: Eukaryota; Metazoa; Arthropoda; Insecta; Lepidoptera; Pyralidae. The record is from RefSeq and is a predicted model, not a curated record. Gene Ontology annotation, biological process: signal transduction.
AUCUCUCUCUCUCCCAUCAAUUCUUGUUAUAUUUACCAAAAGAAUUGUUUUAUUUAACAUAAUUUUAUUAGACUAAAAAUAAUUUAUUUACCAUAUGAAUUGCAAUUGAUACCACGACGAUUGAAAAUGCUAUUCAUCACAUUGAGAUAUUAUAAUUACUAAUUAGGUUAUAGAUAUGUCCGUAUAGUUUAAUUGGAGUAAUAGUCAGAACAAAAUGAGCAACUGGGCAAGAAGAAUGCACCGUCGAGCAGCUACAUUAAGUAAUGUGGUUACGUCUUGCGGACAUCCUAAUUCAUUGCCAUAUCCGCGGAGACUAGAGAAAGUGAAAUUUGGUGCACCUUUGCACGAAGUUUGUAAGGAUGAUAUACCUGGGCCAUUGCUUGUGCUGAUACUUAAGUUAAACAAGGAGGCACCCCUUCGUCGCGACGUAUUCCGGGCGCCUGGUCAUCAGGGCGCUAUGAAAAAGCUAAUACAUUUCUUGCAAACCGGCAGACUUGUCAACGUGGAUAAUUAUUCAGUGUACACAAUUGCUAGUGUUCUUAAAAAGUUUUUGAGAAAAAUUCCUGGUGGAGUAUUUGGUCGAGAUGGUGAGAUGCAGUUAUUCUCUGCUGUGGAAUUACCAGAAGAACAGCAAGUUACUGAGAUACGCAGAUUACUGAUGUCGCUGCCCGUUUGCACGCAGAAGUUGUUAGUGCUUCUAUUCGGCACCUUCCGAGUGAUGGCUUCCAAUGCUGAUAAAGCUGGUACAGGUAUGACAUCUGAGGCUUUGGGCGUGUCGGUGGCACCAUCGUUUUUCCACUCUUGCGUGUCGGACGGCAAGACUGCCACAAUGGAGGACGUGCAGCGGUUCAAGGUGGCCACACGUAUCAUGCGGCAGUUGAUCGAGCAGUUCAGCGCAGGCGAUCUAUUCGGCAGAGAAAACUACGAGUAUUAUGCGCGUGUAACGGGACGCAUACUGCGUGUAAAAGACGAAUGGAUAUGCUCGUUUAGGGAUCCGCCGCCGCCUCGUCACCAUAGGGACCAAGAGGCCUAUGCUAGACAAUUAUCUUUAGAAGCGGAAAAAACUUGGUUGCAGUGUGAAUGUGAUAGAUGGGGAAACAAAUUCAACUUAGAAGGUCUUACAAAGUCUGAGGAGUGCCAGUCGAUGCCGGCGCUGAUGGGCGUGGUGGGUGUGGGCGGCGGAGCGGCCGGUGGAGUGCUCGGGCUCGGGAUCAUUCCCGAGCACAGCCUGCUCGACUCGUGCACGCGCCUCUCUAUCUCACUCGAGGAGAGCGUCUUCAAGGUAUCCGUCAGCUCGUCGUCUCAGUCAUCUCGCAGUAAUUCCAGCCCGCACAUGACACUAGAGGAACUGCGGGCUAUCAACAAGUAUGCCGAGAGCACUAAGAGUCUCUCCUACUUGCCCCAGGUGCACGAGCGGCAGCGCGCGCGCAUGCGCACGCGGUCGGAGUGGUUCCUGCAGCCGGCCGGGUCGCUGGACGCGGCCCGCGCGCGCGCCGGUGGCGAGCGUCGCAGCUCGCGGCGCCGGUCGCGGCGGGCUCGCGUGUGCUCGGGCGUCGGCGGCGCCGCUUGCCGCGCCCUCACUCACUCCGACACUGAAAUCCCGCUCGCUCUCCAGUCUCGUAAAGUGACCGCCUGACACUCCCACCAGGCCAUUCCGCACUCACCCCUCGGCGCUCGGUAACUCCACACCGCAGACUUUAGGCGGACCAUGUAAAUAGUCAUGCGUCUAGACGUUGACUCGGGUUCGUUCGAUUUCUAAUUUAUACAGUGUCAUUAGCCUUGAUGUUUGGUAUAUUAUUGUAGUUAUUGAUUGAGUAAACAUAAAAUUAAAGGAAAUAAAAUUUUUAUGUAAUUAUUUCCACAUACAAAUUUUCUAUUAUAAGUUAUAUAUUGAAAAUCUUAAAGUAUUGAAAUAUUAAAUAUGUAACGUAUUUCGAAUCUAUCAAUUUUAUAGGGUUGAUUUGUGCAUUUUUUUGUAUUUUGAACUUACCACGAGUGACGAGUACCUAUAUGUUUGGUAUAAUACGUGUACAUAACGAGAACGCCUAAAGUCUGCUUAUUCGUAACGAAUAUGUUACUAUAAAUUAAGACACGACCCCUAUAAUGGCACUAGUUAGUAUAAAUUACUAAAUUUUACGUUAAUAAACUACUUAAUGGCUAUAAUAUCUAGCGUUAAAGAGUAUAUUUUGAAACAACGACUUAUUAAUGUAGGGGAUGUGUGAGUUUUUCUUGAUGCCAUUUAUAGCGUUUUUGUAAUUUAUCAUAGGAUAGCAUGAUGUCGUAGUUUUUCCCAUCACGAUAUAACAAGAAAGUAAAAUGUAUGUAAUUUGCCUAUGAUAAACGUAAUACGACGACUAUUGGAUAAUUGUUUACAUCAACGAUAAAUUAUAAAAGCGCCAACAUAAAUUCUGUCUGUUAUGAAUGUUUCAAUAAGCACCCAAUAUUUAUGCAUUAUUGUAUUUUGCCAAGAAUAAUCUGCAUUAUCUGUAAAAUUGCAAUAUUAAAAGGUUUCGAAAAAAAAAUAUUAAAUAAACUUCUGUUAAUUCUCGUCUGAAACAAAACCAUUUAAUAGAUAAGCUCUUCUUCUCACCAAAAAUGUUGUUAAUUGUGUUUAACAAAAUUUUUGGUAAGAAAAUAAUAUCAAAUCCAAAAAAUGUAUUUAAGUAGCUAAUUUUCACCAUAAUUUCGUUUUCUGUUGUAGUUUCGAUGCCCAAACUGAUACUUAAUAUUAUACUGAUUUUUCUCCAAAUGUAAAGAAAUUCAUAAUCAGUUAUUACUAUAUCACAAUUUUAACGGAUAAUACAGAUGUGUCAUUAAACUGCAUGAUCGAUACACACUAUUAAUACGUAAAGCUAUUCUGUAAAAAAUUACAACUUGACCACAGCGACACGUGACGUAUAAAUGCAGCAUCACAAUACGUUUCUUUUCGCUGUUAAUUUUCUUAAUAAAUGUAUUACGUAUAAAUACAGGGUUAAUCCUAAAGGGUAUACCAAGCCGAGUCAGUGAUAGCAUACCAAGAAAUAAACUAAUAGUCUCUAAAAACUAAUAUAAACAUUUUUGAAUAAUUUACAAUAAUCUUUAUAAUCUGUGUCGUCACGUGAUCAAUUUAAUAUUUUAAUAAAAAUAAUAUUUUAUUUCUUGAUAAACUUUCACCAAGAAAGUUCAGUGUCAUGGGUAUUCUAUCGCCUUGACAGAAUACUCAUUACACUUGGGAAGGAUAUACUCUUUACGAUUACCUACCGCCACGGUCAAUCGUGGCUAGGUUGCAAGCAUUAGGUCUCUUGUGACAUACUAAACAACUGUAAUGUAAACAGUUGUUUAGUAUGUAAUGAAAAUUCUAAUCAAAAUACAUGCUCUCUAUUUUUUGUACCUAGCUUGGAUAACGAAUUUUAAAUUUAAUACUUUUGUCUGACUUAACUUUUUAUACUUUUGUCUAUAAUAUACUAUACGAUUGAAUAUUUGUCGUAUGAGUAUUAUACAUGUUUAGUAUUUUAUAUCCAGUUUAUUAAAUAACAUAAAUUCUGACUCGAGUAUUUAUAUAGUAUUGCUAGGUUCGUUCUUUAAACUAUUAUUAGUGUGUCGAAGCUUUAUGUAAAUCUGAAUGUGUGCCAUGAAUUUAAUGAUGCAGCAGCAGCUUGUAAUCAGAAGGUAAACUUAUGUAACAAAAACAAUGGCCCAUAUAUGUAAAGGCAGUAGCUCGAAAGUUCCGGUGCAGUGCGUUAGAAUGCGGAAUUUUACUAAUAUAUUUAACAUUAGAAAUAACGCACCGCGUCAAAUUGCAACGUAUCGUAAGUAUCGAGAGACUACCUUAAGGUACUAUUAUUUGAGCUUUACUAAGUUUAUAUAUAAUAAUAAUUUUAAAUAAUUCACGACUAUUCCCAAUACUUACAAUGCUUAAGCAAUCAUUAAACAUGCAUUUAUAGGGAUAACCAAAUCAUUUCCAAAAUUUACUGAGAUAAUUUAUCACAAAAAGAUUUCUUGAUACAUAACUCUCUGAAUUGCCUGUUGUAUUAAUAUAUUAAUAAACUUUUGUGGAGAUUUUACAAUGAUUUAGAAAAUUGUAGCAGUAUAAAAUUCAUAUUAGUAUUUAUGUUUUAAGUAGUGCAAUACGUUUAGAUUUUAUUUUAAAUAAAAUACAUAUUACUCUACUUACAAAUUAACAAUUCAAAUUAAGCCAUCUUUUGUGGUAAGAGUUGUCAGGGUUGAAUGAUAUGACGCUCAAAUAAAAUCAGUUGCGGUGUAAUUUCGUCGUCGUUAGUAAUACAAUUAAAAUACAUUCCUGUAAAUAAAUAUUAUUAGCCUUAUUAUAUUCAUAGUACGAAUUAAUAGCUAUAAUAGUUUCUUAUUAUCUAAAUUUAUUUGAUAGGAGUAGUUUACUAUUUAUACUAGGUUUAUAGAAGUGAUCUUUAAGUUUUUUCCUUUGCAUUUCUUUCUACCUCACUUUCAACCGGUAGAUGCUCAUAUUCUAUAUACGUUAUCAUCACAAAAACACUUCAUAUACCCAUGUCGUGAAUGCCAAAUUGUAAUGCAAUGGGAUUAUAACAUGUGAUCUCGCCAAAUUAGCCAGGAUUUUUAAGACUGAGAUAUCUUUCUACAUUUUUUUAAACAACAACCUUUUAGGAUGAUUCUUUAUAAUAUUUGAAUAAAAUGUUACAUUCUGAUCUAUCUUGUCUAUUAUUGGAUAGUACAAAUUCAUUCAAUCAAGUUGUCGAUUAAAAUGUUUGUCUGUUUAUUAUCACGUAACAAUAAAUCUGUAUGAAUGCAAAAUAUAUUAUAGGGUGCUAUUAAAAUCUCUUAUGAGUAUAGUUAUGUUGUUCAAUACGAAAUUUAUGUAUUAUUUUGUUUGUCAAACCUUUUGUAUUUGGUAUAAGUGAUAAUCACAAUUUUUAAAUAUUUAGAAGUGUCAGUUAUAGUUGUUAUCUGUAAAUAUAGUUUUGAAGGUUAUUAUAACCGUAACACGUGAAUGGAACAUGUUUUUAUGCACACUGGUUCGCACAUUGUUUCAUUAUAUUAUGCUAUAAGUUCAUAUAUUUAAGACUGUUUUAGAUUAGUAAAUUCAAUGCAAGUCGGACGGUGUUUAAUUAUUACAAUGUUGCGUACAUUAUAACUGUAUUACAAUAAUUACGUGGCUAUAACAUUAUAUCUUAGCUAAUAUUUUGUAGACGUGAGGAGGCAGCUCAAUAUAGCUUUUUUCUAUGUGUAUUAUAGUAUAGUAUAAAUUAAUAGGCUACAUAGCCAUACAGAGUACCUAAAUAAGAGUUAUUUCCAUGUCGUGGAUGCUAUCAAAUCUAUUAGAACACCAAACUAUAUUUUUGAGGUAAUCUAUGUUAAAUAAUGGCGUAUAUUAAGAUUGUACACUUCUCUCUAGCCUAUCUAAACCCGGUUCAUAGGAUAGAUUUAAACGUUUGUUAUUAAAGGAAAUAUAUGUAUUUUUGUUAAGAGGCCGUUUUUGUUAAGAUAUAACAUUUUAUGAAUGGUUGUCACAUUGUUUAAGUUUCACUUUAGUUAUUUUAAUCUAUUACUUAAAAUGUUAAUAAUAUAAAAAAUUGAAAACUAAUCGUGACACUAAUGAAAAAUAUACCAAAUUAUCUCAAAAACAAUUUACACAAUUAAAGAAACUCGGAAAUUAUCAAUGAGAGAUAUCUUCGUCCUCCGGAAUGGCAAACGGAGUGGUAUCACGGGUGUCAAUAAAGUUAUAACGUGAUUUCGGUGGUGCUGUUUGUGUAUAUGGGGGAUGAUUACCACUUAUUGUGAGGUGAUCCGCAUUCAAACAACAUAAAAAACCUAUAUUGUGUUUCCUAUAUAGCAAAAACGGCCUUUUGAAUAGUGUUUUAAUGCAACUCAGUAUCGAAACAAAAAAAGCAACGACUGACAUGUAAACGAAAGAUCAAAUUGAAGAUGAUGAAGAAAAAUUAUCGAAUAUUUAAAAUUAUAAAACAUACAUUUGUAAUUGUUUCUGUAUAUCUACUACCCAGUAGGUUGAUCGUGAGGUGUAAUAUUUUGAUGUAUUAUUACUAUUGUAUUGAUGUAAAACGAUACCUGGCUUGCAUUUCUUGGAUGUGUGCGUCCAAGUUCUUGUGUUCAUUGGUUAGAUAUAGAGUAUUAAACGAAUGUAACCUAGUUGUUAACGUGUAGUUUUCAGGAUACAAAAUUUGCUAUGUUAUUGACUACAGUAUUUGUCAGGACAGAUCACCCUAGUUCCGUGAUCGUGUGGCCACCAUAGACAACAAACCUUUGUAAUCUAUGAUAUACUAUUUGCUAUAUACAUAUAAUAUUGUCUUUUCAAGUGCGUCCUAUUUUUUAAUAUAAAUUAACGAUUUCGAAGUUUAUUAACUAAAUACGAGUUUUUGUACAAUAAAAUAUAAGUUGUUCUAAUGUUUAGAUAGUAUAUUUUUAAUUUUAUAAGACUGUUCAUGUUAUUAUAAUUUAUUACUAAACUCGAAUAUAACAUACUUAUCAUUCCACCGACCUAAGUAUUUAACGAUACCAGAUGCAUUUUAAGUAUUAUUUUCUUUCAUAAUUUUUUUAUUAAUAUAGAUCUCAAAGCUUUAACAAAAUUACAACGGACUUUUUCUACUAAUGUGUAUUGUUAAAUUCAAGUUGUAAAAUAUAACUGUCAGGAUGGGACUUCGUUAGGCCCAUCAUCAAAUUAAUUUCUUAUAAUUGUUCAUGUUGGAAUUAAUUACAAAUAUAAUUCCUUUAAGUAUUAUUGUACCUACUACUACGGUAUUCUCUUAUGUAAAUUGAGUUUUUAUUGUCAUAUUAUAUUUGCACAUUUUUCUAUACGAAUUAUAAAGAAAUACACGAAAA